CAAUUACUUUCUUUGACAUGGCAUUUGACAUUAUAAUUCGAGGUUGCGUGUUGCUAAAAACAGCUGUGUUGGUGUUGCACUCUGCAAUCCCUACGAUUUAAAAUUUUAAACGUAAACGUAAAAAGCAACUCUAAAAAUGAUUGAGAACGACGAGCAACAAAUAAUUAAUGAACCAACUAUAAUAGAAGCAAAAAGUGAAUCUGAUGCCGUUCAUCCUAGAUUUAUAAAGGAAAAUCCUGAGGAAAUUCUAAAAUAUGAACAAGAGCAUUACUAUUAUUGUAUACAGUGUCAGUUGUAUUUUGCUCCUACUUUUGAAGGCCUUAGCAUUCAUUAUGACAAAGAGAUAAUUUCUCAUAAACCACUUGGAUCAUGCUUCUAUUGCAAAGGAAAAGUUUAUGAAUACACUAAACAAGGAGAAUCAAAACUGUAUCACAAUUGUAGGAAUAAAACUGAAAAUCAUGAGCAAUGACAUAUACCUUUUGAAGCAUUAUGUACAAAGUAUAGGUUGCUGGUUCAAAUCAUACAGUAUGGUGUAAAAGUAAGGAAAACAUUCAUCAUAAAACAUUUGUUUUUAUACCUGUCAAGACAUCCGAGGUAUUAUUUAGAAACACAGAUAGUAAUUAUUAGUAGGGUGUUUAGAAGGUUGAUUUAUUGUGAAACAAAAUCAAGGUUCAAGAGCCCAAUGAUGAACUUAAUGACAAUUUUGAGGAAUAUUUACCAAGGGAAGGUGCAUAGCCAAUCAUCUGAAUUGGAGAAGAGAUUGUUGUUCCAACUUUCCAAGAUAAUGUAGAUAAAUCAUUUUUAAAUCAGUACAUGUGCUCCAACAGAUUGAAUUCUAAAAAAAAUGUUAAUGUACUUUUUUAAUGCAGUAUAAACAAAAGGAAGCCUUUUUACUUCAUUCUUACACAUGUCUCAUACCUAUGUUAAAUGCACAGUUCCUUUGUACAGCAACUGUCUAUCAAAUCAAUUGAGUCAAAAAAGUAAAUGAAAUAUUGUCAGUAUAAAUCUCAAAGUGCGUAACACCAAUUAGGAAAAUUUUACAAGAGAGCCAUAAAACUAGUUUAAAUUAGAACCCUUAAACUUAUUAAAACUGUAUUUGUUUUUAUGAUAAAUAAUGUAAUUUGCAGGAAUAAUAAAAUAGGCAUUUCUCAGAUGGUAAAUUGCUCGUGGAGCUAUGAAUUUUAUGAUUUACACUGAUGAUAUGUUGUACUGAUCACAAAACAUUUAAUUUGAUCUCCAUUUACCUUUAAAGUAGGGUUGCCAGGUUUUUGAAACAGAUAUGACGGACAGCAGGGGAUUUUAGGGAAAAUAAAG
This is a messenger RNA of Psylliodes chrysocephalus, 1314 nucleotides long. The record is from the annotation of a GenBank genome assembly. NCBI's taxonomy places the organism in Eukaryota, Metazoa, Arthropoda, Insecta, Coleoptera, Chrysomelidae.